Molecule: messenger RNA, 3007 nt
Organism: Zingiber officinale
Lineage: Eukaryota; Viridiplantae; Streptophyta; Magnoliopsida; Zingiberales; Zingiberaceae
Exons: 5
Coding region: 617-2764 (715 amino acids)
Molecular function (GO): zinc ion binding; protein binding
Source: RefSeq, a predicted model, not a curated record
UUUGUUUGAAAUUUAGGGUUAGGGUUAAUGGUCCAUGUUGUUGUUGUUGUGGAUUGAGACAACGGCAACCCCCGUGCGAUGUCCUUGUCCUCUUCCGAGUGAGCUUCACGCCGGCGGGCGACGCCUCCUCCGGCCUUCAAUCAGCAAUAGAAAAAAAAUGAAGAGGAUCUCUGAAGACCAUGCUGGAGCCGCGGAGAUUCCAUAUCUUGCGUGGCCGCGGAGAGAAUUUCGAGCAUUUAGAGUCGAAGUCCCAUCCCUUGGGCAUCGGCGGCCGCGACUUCUUCUGUUCCCUGACAACCCCUAACAGUCGAACGGAAGCUUUGACUCCCUCUGUUCUGCGAGCUUACGCCAAGGUUCAUAGGGGAGGAUCUGUGAGAUCCAACAAUAGUGUGAUCUCCUUGUCCUCAAUCUGCAGCGACUCUCCCCUUCAAUCAGAUCUUAGUCGUGCUUCCCUUGUCAGUUAUAGAGACUGCAGCAACUGCAGAGCCAAAAUCGUCUACCUGUGGACUGAUCGGUGCCAGUAGAGUUCCAACGACGCUGAAGCUUCAUCUUUGAUAAUCCUUGCUUCUACGUUAGCACAGUUUAGGGCUUAGGCAACAUUCAGAUUAUCCACGGAAUGGCAAGUGAGAAAAUUUUAACUGUUUGCCAAUAUGGAGGUCACUUUGUUAGGAAUAAUGAUGGAUCCAUGUCUUAUUCUGGUGGCGAUGCACAUGCAAUUGAUAUUGACAGUAAAAUGUCACUGGAAGAUUUAAAGUCAGAGAUAGCAUCUAUGUUUAGUUUCAGUGAUGAACCCUUCUCAAUUAAGUACUUCCUACCAAGAAACAAACGGACUCCCAUCACAAUAUCCAAUGACAAAGACCUGAUGCGUAUGAUUUCUUACCAUGCAAAUUCAGAUACAACUGACAUUUAUGUCACCAAGAUAAGUGAAAGCAGGAUGAUUAGGAGUGAUGUAACUGAUUCAGGUACCUUUACUAAUGCUGACAUUACACAACUAGCCAACUUUAAUGAAGCAGAGCAGAUAAAAGUAUGCAGUGAUUGGGACAAUUUAAUCACUGGGGUGGGGCAGGUAUUCUCUACUUCAAAUAAUUUCCGUGAUGCCUUGCACAAGUAUGCCAUUGCUCAUAGUUUCAUAUAUAAACUUGUUAAAAAUGAUCAAUUUCGUGUGACUGCUGAAUGCACCGUAGAGGACUGCCCAUGGAGAAUACAUGCAUCUAGGUCAUCAGCCAAACAAAAAUUCAUGAUUAAGAAAAUAAAUCCUAGUCACACAUGUGGAAAAGAACUUACUAGAGAAAGUCAUAAGCUUGAUUCUCAAAGAUGGGUUGCUAGUGUUAUAAAAGACAAGCUACGUGAGAUUCCUAACUAUAAGCCAAAGGACAUUGCAAAUGAUCUGGAGCAAGAAUAUGGACUCAGUUUGAAUUACUCACAAGUUUGGUGUGGGAAAUCUAUUGCCAAGAAAGAUCUUUACAACCCGUUUGAGGAGGCUUUCAAUCAACUUUCAUGGUUUUGUGACAGAAUAAUAGAGACCAACCCAGGUAGCGUUGCAACACUGCAUAAAUCAAAUGAUUUAAGAUUUCGGUUCUUUGUUGCCUUUCAUGCCUCACUAUAUGGUUUUGAGCAUGGUUGCCGCCCCUUCCUUUUUCUUGACGCUUUCUCACUGAAAGAAAAUAGGCAUUUGAAGUUUUUAGCAGCAACUGCAGUUGAUGGUGAGAAUGACAUAUACCCAGUUGCUUUCUCAGUUGUAGAUACUGAGAAUAAUGAGACCUGGCAUUGGUUUUUGGAACAGCUUAAAUCUUCUUUUACUCAGGCUCGUGCUAUAACUUUCAUAUCAAGCAGUCAAAAUGGCAUGGAAGAGGAACUGUCCAAGGUGUUUGAGGACGGCUUUCAUUGUUACAGUGAACAAUAUCUCAUUGAAAAUUUUCAGAAUGAAAUGAAGAGUUCCUGGACACAAGAAGUGAAGGAUAAAAUGAUCCAUCAUCUUAAAAGUGCUAUUUAUGCUAAUACAGUGAAUGAGUUCAAUGAAUGCAUAGAAAACAUCCGGAGUGAGUCAAAAGAAAUUGCAGAAUGGGUUCUGGGGACAAAACCUGAGACUUGGUCUGAUGCUUUCUUCAAGGGUUUGAGAUAUGGGCAAUAUUCGUCUGUUGCUGUGGAGAAAUACAAUGAUUGGCUAUCAGUAGGAUCUGAACCAUCAGUGCUCCAGAUAGUUGAUACCAUGAGGUGUAGUUUGAUGGAGUUGAUGUAUAGCCGCCGUGUCUCCUGUAAUACAUGGACUGAGGCACUUGUACCCUCUGCAAAUCAGAAGGUGCAGGAAGACAUGAUCAGAGCACAUUCUUUUGCAUUAGUGCGCCCAAUUGGCACCGUGUUUGAGGUGAUUGACGAGUCAACUAAUGUUGUCAACACUGAAACCAAUGAAUGCACAUGUAGAAGGUGGCAGGUGAGUGGUUUGCCUUGCAUCCAUGCUCUUGCUGUAAUAGAGCACACUAAUGGAUGUAUAUAUGCAUACUGCUCCAAAUACUUCUCAAGUGAGUGCUACCGCAUAGCCUACUCAUUAUCCAUCAACCCCAUACCUGAUGUCGGUAUGCCAGUCUGCACCAAUCCCUUUCAGUUUUCAAGUGCAUGCUCUCUCCGUGCCCGCCGACCGGCUGGCCGUCCGAAGGAAAAACCCGACGAGCCAAGAAUUGCAAUUAAAAGACCUCUUCGUUGCAGCAAGUGCCAAGCUGUAGGGCACAACAAGCGGACAUGCAAAACAGAGGCACACUCUGAGUAACCAUUUUGUUCAAUACUUAGGAUGUACAUUUUCUGUGUCAAGCUUAGAUAAUGGAGUUAUUGUAAAUGUACUAAUGGAGUUUGUGAUGCUUGGAGACGGUAGGAAUUGAUAUUUUUGGUCUCCGGUUUCUUUGUUUCUUCCUUUCCAGCCGAAGAUUUGUAGCUUCCAAAAAUAUUUAGCUAUUUGUUGAUAUUUAAAGUUAGAUGAUUAAGAAGUGAUAAGGUCUUCCUUAUUUGAUCGAUA